AUGGCUACGGAAGAGUCUGUAUUCGAAGGAGCACCAUUCAAAUGUCGACUGAGUUUUUAUGGGCGUGGUCAAAACGCAACUCCAACUGCACCAACAUUGGUUACGAAUAAAACAAAUCUUCGUAAGGGAGACAUUGUUGUCAUUAGCUUAGAUAAAGACGAAACUCAGCAAAUUGUCAUGCAAGUCGAUGAUGAACGUCCAGGACCAUCACCAGAUCCAGAAAUUCUCGUUGACGAAUCAAUCAAACGAAUAUUUUCUGUCAAUAGUUAUAUGAGAAAUUUUCACACAGUUCAAAAGGUUCUUAAAAAAGAGAAAUUCGCACUGUAUCUAGUCGAAUUACAAGUCAAAGAGCAGUAUUUAAGCCGCGGCGAUAUGUGGCGGUUUACUCGGAAAUUGUUGAACACAACUGUCUAUUACAAAAAACCGUUAGAAAUGUACAGCAUGCGAUGUACGGCAACGGUUUACGGCUUAUGGGUGGAUGCUGCACCCUACCGUGUAUCAUCUGGGUAUAUUACAAAGGAUACAAAAAUUGUUUUUCGCUCGUUGAGUGCUUGUUGUACCAUCUUUCUUCAAAUGUCCAAAGAGAUGUGGGAUUUCGAUCACCACGGUGACACGUACUAUGAGAAAGCUGUCGAUGGAUUUCUCUUUGAUUUAUUUACUCGAUGGAAAUCAAUGAGUUGCCAACAUGAUGUAACAAUGACAUUAUUCUCACGUGUGUUCUACGAUGCCAAAUCUUUAGAAGAGUUCCCUGUAAGUUUACGUCAAAAUAUCAAUACAGACCAUCGAGGAAGAUUUUACGAAGAUUUUUAUCGUGUAAUCUACCAAAACGAACGCUAUGACGAUUGGUUACCUCGUUUAGCUAAAAUAAAACAAGUCCUUGUGAACUAUAAAGAAGAUCUACUUACUUAUCAUAAAAAGAAAUUGCCAAAAUCUGAAGCAGAAAAGAUGCCUAAUGGAACGGUCUCAUGUGCCGCGGACGGAAAUUUCCUUGAAACAUUAAAUUUAUCAUCUAGUGUAUUCGAGCGUCAUUUCAUCGAUCGCCCGUUCGAUCGUCUUGGACAAAUGUCUUUAAUAAUCACACCUGGUGCAGGUGUCUUCGAAGUCGAACGUGAAUUAGCUAAUAUGACUAAACAGCGUGUGCUAGAUAAUGGAAUUGGUAGCGAUUUGGUGUGCUUAGGCGAACAACCGUUAUUUGCGGUGCCACUUUUUAAAUUCUAUAAAGAAAAUCCUAAUGCAGCCGAUGAUUAUCAAAUACCACAUUGGAUGAACUUAAGUUAUUAUCAUUCGGCAACAACACCUUCGUGUUUUCAACGUUAUGUACCACGUUUACCAUUUCCGACUAGCCGAAUUAAAAGCGGAAUGCUGGAGGUAAAAAAUGUAAUGAACUCAAUUGCAGAAGAACCUUUCAUGAAACCAUUACAUGUUACCAUGGAAGAAUAUGAUGCUCAAGUAUUUCGUUCUCAAUCGAAGUCAUUAUCAAAGGACAACCAUGUAGAAAAAUCAAUGAAAAACGAAUCACGCUUGCCACGACGACGACACAUUACAGAAGGUCCUCGAUAUCCAGCAUCGAUCGAAGAGGAAGACGACUGCGUACAAGAUCAAAACGGGCUAGUCAUCGUUAAUAGCAAAAAUCAUUCAAUGUCUGUCGUUCACGAUGAUUUACGUCAUUUCAAUGCAAAUGUCAAAGAUGACAUGAUACUUUCAACAUCACACGCAGGCGCCCCAUCGAGUAUUAUCAAUAAUAUUCCAUUUUAUCAAACAUUCAAUCAAACCUCACAAGUCUUAUUUUCAAAUCCACAUAGCUUUUCUCGCGCAGCACAAAGUGCUGAUACAUACUUUUUAGUAUCGAAUCUUUUCGCGCGCUUACAAGCACGACCUAAAGCCUUGACGAAUCCGUUUGCGCCAGCUAGUAUACGAAUACCGAUGGUGCCUGGUCGACGGCGAUGGGCUCACACAUUUCCAAUGGGUCCAAAUAAAUUACCAUGGCAUUUUCAUCAUAUGCGUCAAACCGAAGGCGUUACGAAGCAAGAACUUACAGUCGGAAUAUCUACCUGUGCACAUCUGGUACUUCCUGGUACAUCUAAAAGAAUUAUCAAUGGACUUGUAUCGAAGCGCACACGUCAUUAUGGAAAACUGAAUACUGACUUUUCUUCUCGACAUAAACGUAUCCUCAGUCCAUCUAACUACGAACUGAAACGACAAGCAUCUGAACGUAAAGACAGCGUCUCCGAUGAUAUUCGACUCAGUUUUAGUAGUACUACUGGCGGUCAAAAGAAACAUAACGCUGAUGGAUCAGCUAAAUCAUCUAUAUCCAAAAAAAAGAAAGAAGCCAUUAUUUGGGGACCUACUGGAGUUGAACCGUGGAGUGCAUCGAUGAUUACAGGUAUUGAUUGGAAAUCGUUGACAAUUCCAGCAUCGCUCCCAACAACAUUUGAUGUUGUACCAUGCGCUGAGGAACUAAACCGUGAUUAUAUACAUAAUUCAUAUGUCCUGAUUCAUGCUCUACCGCCUUACCACGAAUAUGAGCGUAAGAAAAAACAUCUAUCCAAUGGCAAUAAUAACUGUAAAAAGGAAAUCGAUGAUCAUAUGGAACGACAGAGAAUCACAUUCGAUGAACUGAUUGAUCAACGAUUGUCUCAAGGUUUUCAAAUGAUCGUAGAAAUUCCAGGACAUGUUAAGCAGAAAAUGAUUGACACAAUUCGACGUGCUGGCUAUACUGAAACCGAAUACAAUCGCUUAUUGAGUAUUGGUCGAAUCUAUCAUACGCUAAGCCUAGUCAUAGAAGACAAUCAAUCCCAAGACACCGUAGUUAUCUACGUUCAACAACAUAAACCUCAACAUCUAUUUCAACCUAAAUCUGUCGAUUAUAAAUAUCGCUUUCAAUGUCCCGAUUCGUCUGAUUAUGAUCUGGCUCAGUAUGAAUUACAACUAGAUAGUUUAGAGAGCUUUCCAUGGAAUUCAGUUGAUAAUAUUGUUGGAAAUCAUGGUACUGGUGAUCAUAAACUCUCGGGAUUAGUAAAAUAUUGGCACACCCGGUUAGUUAUUAUGCCUGUCUCUCGCGAUUAUACAAUCAAGAAUAUUGAAUCUGGCCAAACCAAAUGUGAUAGUCGGGAAGAAAUGUCGCAUGAAGAUUUUUUCCUUUAUGUCGAACAUUUCGUUCGAUUUUUAUUCAUGUUGAACAAACUCAACCGUCUACCGAUUGGUACAACUGAGUCUAUCCAUCGUCCACUCGAUCCAGUUACAGGUAAAAAACGUACGGAUACACCUCGACGACAGGCAAAAACUACAGUAUCCAUGCAAACAUUCCAAUUGGGAAAUAUUAUGAACGGUGAUGUUGACGAAAUAAAUGCUCUCUUGGCUUUAUUUCGAACUGAACAUCAAGGCUUACUAUUUGUUAAAGAUUCUGUUCUACCAGAGUUUACAUUCAUUGCUAUUGAAGCAAUCUGGUGGUCGAUUGAGCGUUGUGUAGAUAUACAAACUGAACAAGCAGCAUUAGAUCUUUUUCAAUAUUUAUUCAGCAAAGGAUAUAUCCGACAUUGUACAAACACCGAGACGACCUUUCGCUUUGGAUUCUUCCUCUAUUACAUCGUUACAGAAAAGACGGCCAAUUUCCGUCUUGACGCGAAUGAUUACGCUGAAGUGGAAUUUCAUCAAACUCAGUCAUACAUUCCCUCGAUGGAUUAUUUAGGCUUUGCUGAAUGUAAACCAAUGCGGCAAUUGCCAAAACUGAUCGAAAAUCCUCAAUCGAAACCUCGACCCACACGACUGGCAAGUACUGGAAUUACUUCUCCACCUCUACAGAACCCACCUCCGCAAGAUCCACAAACGCCGUCGAUUGUUCUCAAACGUGAUUGUAAUGUCGAUGUCGAUCCUAAACAUAUAUCAGACAGACAUGAAUGGGCAACAGCACAUUACCAUUCAUUCUAUAAUCCACAUUGUCUAUUUGAAUUGGAAAUUCGAUGGCUAGUUGCCACUUCAUGUAUACUCGGUGAUUUGAUCAUGCAAUGGUCACAACGAACGGGCACAAUACUUGGUUCGAAUCAAGUAGCUUUCCAUUUAGUGCCAAUUCCAUGUGAUCCAUUUGCAGAAUUCGAUGCACUUAGAGGUCCGAUUUAUAUUAAAAUCGAUUCAUCAUGUCUUGUUGAUAAACUUGCUGAUCUUCCAAAAGAAAAACAAAUCCUUCGAAUAAAUAUCUUCCAAGAAUUGAUAUUAAAACGCUAUGGUUUUAUUCUGAAUGCUUGUGUUAGUUACAAAGAAGAAAACAUCUACUAUGUUCACAUUAGUGGUGGGAUGUUAGUUUACAUUAUAUCUGAUGUUUACAAUGUUCAUUUCAACAACCGACCGUCACGUAUUGCAUCGAUUGGAUCAUCGAAUGGCAAUGGUCAAUUAUCACCACUUGACUGUGGAUUUUAUUGGUGUUGGAACUUUUGUCUUGGCAAAAAAUGGCGAAGCACGCAGACAGGAGAGGAGAAGUAUCAAGAUAUCAUGUUAGCGGACUUUCGUGCAUUUUGUGCUAACGACAAGAAUCGUUUAGUAAACUUUUGGAACGAAUCAAGUAAUCUAGCAAAUCAAAAAUUGGCUGAAAAACAACAAAAUUCUGAUGUAGAUAACUAA
This is a messenger RNA of Adineta ricciae, 4614 nucleotides long. The record is from the annotation of a GenBank genome assembly. Lineage: Eukaryota; Metazoa; Rotifera; Eurotatoria; Adinetida; Adinetidae.